AUGGUAACCAUCACCACAUCUACCAUCGACUCUACACACUCACCCAUCAUCACAAUUAAUGCUGCCACAACCAUCAAUGAAAAACUCAUCCCCUCUACUUUUCCACAGUGGCGAGCUCAAUUUGAAGCCUUGCUCAUUGGCUACGAUCUUAUUGAGUUUGUAACGGGUACACACAAGUGUCCUGCCAUUGAUGUGCUGAACCUUACUGCAUCCAAAGCUGCGAAUUCCCACUGGAUUCGCCAAGACAAGCUCAUCCUACAUGCCAUCCUCGCCUCCACCUCUACCACCAUUACCCCCCUUCUCUUUGCCUACAAAACAUCUCAUGAGGCUUGGACAACACUUAUCCGCUUAUAUGCAGGCAAAUCCAGAACACGUGUGAUGCAGCUCAAAGAAGACCUGACCUUGAGCAAUCAUGGGUCUCGUUCAGUUUCUGAAUUCCUUCAAGGAAUUAAAGUAAUUGCUGAUGAACUAGCAAUCAUCGAUCAUCCAGUUUCAGAUGAUGAUUUAACUCUAUACAUACUUAAUGGAUUGGGUAUUGAGUUUAGAGAAAAUGUUGCACCCAUUCGUGCCCGUGAGACGUCUCUGAAAUUCAAAGAAAUUCAUGAUCUUCUUGUCAGUCAUGAAAAUUACCUUCGGCGGCUAGAGCAACAAUCUGUAACUUCAUUUGUUCCCACCACAAAUUAUUCUAAUCGCUGGAGUCCUCAAUCCUCUUUUAAUUCUAGACAUUCCAAAUGGCGUCCCCUAGUUGCUUUUCAAUCUCCACGUGGACAAAGUGGUUCUUACCAAAAUGGGUCAUUUAAUUCAGGUCACAGGAGAUUUAAACCAAAAUGUCAAUGGUGUGAUCAACCAGGUCAUACAGCAAAACAAUGCCCAAAAAUGUCUACUUCUGAUUUCUCUGCAAAUUGUGCAGCCUCUUCUCACCGCAAAAAUCAUAAAUGGCUAGUGGACUCAGCAGCAUCUCAUAAUAUGACCACUAAUCUCUCCAAUCUGAAGAUUAAUUCUGAAUAUGAUGGUAUUGAUGAAGUGGUAAUUGGAGAUGGAUCAGGUUUGCCUGUCUCUCAUACUGGGUCAUUGUCUCUUAAAUCAUCCAAUCAUGUUUUUCAUUUACGUGACACUCUUUAUGUUCCAACCAUUCAUAAAAAUCUUAUCUUUGUUCAUCAUUUUACCAAACAUAACAAUGUUUAUAUUGAAUUUCACCCUACUUAUUUUUUGGUGAAGGAUCGGAUCACGGGGGCGAUCCUGCUCAAAGACGAAUGUGAAGAUGGAGUGUACCCAUUUCCGGAGCACCCGUCACCCAUCCAGAAAAAUAUUGCUGCCUAUAUUCAUGAACGUACUACAUCUGAUGGAUGGCACAAACGUCUUGGUCAUCCAUCAUCCAAAUUGCUACCUUUUGAUUCACCUAGACCCAGCACUUCUAUGGAUGUGGGUACUAAAGUCUUGCCUUUGUCUGAGCAUGGGUCGCCCUCUGCACCGUCUCCUCUCCAGGUAAGUAUUCCAUCUUCUCCCCUGCUCUUAGAUCCAACUACUUCCAUGGAAUUACCUGUUUCUGCUGCGGUGCGUGUUCAUAGCAUGACUACUAGGUUUAUGAAUGAAAUUUAUAAACCCAAAAAAACCUUUCUUGUUACCAAACAUCCCCUUCCAUCUUCUUUGGAACCCUCGAGUGUCACUGUUGCACUCGCUGAUUCCAGAUGGCGUGAGGCCAUGUCCUCUAAAUUAACUGCUUUAAUGCGUCAUAAUACUUGGCAAUUAGUACCCCCUCCUUCUGAUUGUAAUAUUGUGGGCUGUAAAUGGGUGUUUCGAGUGAAAAGGCAUGCUAAUGGGUCUGUUGACCGGUUCAAAGCCAGAUUUGUGGCCAAAGGGUUCAAUCAGCGACCCGGACUGGAUUACAAAAAAACAUUUAGCCCUGUUGUUAAGCCGGUUACCAUACGCAUUGUCUUGGCUAUUGUUGUGAUGCAGGGUUUGUCCUUGAGAAAUCCUGACCAUCCUGAUUAUGUUUGUUGCCUAACCAAGGCUAUUUAUGGUCUAAAACAAGCAUCACGUGCUUGGUACACUGCUCUUAAGCAUGCAUUGACCGAGUUUGGCUUCCUUAAUUCCAAAUCAGAUUCAUCUCUUUUUGUGUUUCAUAAUGGUUCCACUCUUGUGUAUUGCCUAGUGUAUGUUGACGACUUAAUUAUCACAGGCAAUAAUUCAGUUUUUGUUGCAAGUAUUAUUGAUCAUCUUGGCCAAAACUUUUCUAUCAAAGACUUGGGGUUACUGCAUUUUUUUCUUGGUGUUGAGGUUAUUCCUACUACAGCUGGAUUGUUUCUAACUCAACACAAGUAUAUUCGAGACUUACUUGCCAAAACCAAUAUGACUGGUGCUAGAGAUGUCACCACGCCUUUCUCAACAUCGGUUGCUUUGCAAUUGGAUGAUGGUUCUUCCUCUGUUGACUCCACAGAAUUUUGUCAAAUUCAUUGGACAGCAACAAAAAGAUUGCUGCGAUAUUUGAAGAACACAAUCUUCCAUGGAGUUACUAUUAACAAAACAUCCAGCAGCAUGUUAACUUGUUUCUCGGAUGCUGAUUGGGCUGGUAGUUUGGAUGACAAGAAAUCUACUUCUGCUUAUCUGUUAUUCCUUAGAACUACACCAAUUUCUUGGAGUUCUAAGAAGCAACGAGCCAUUGCAAGAUCAUCAACUGAAGCUGAAUAUAGGGCUUUGGCAAUAGCUGCUGCUGAGAGUGUGUGGCUGCUAUCCCUACUUCAGGAAUUGAAGUUUUGUCUAUCACAACCACCAUUGCUCUUAUGUGAUAAUUUAGGUGCCACUCAAUUAAGUUUUAAUCCUGUUCAGCACUCCAGGAUGAAACAUAUACAGAUUGAUAUUCACUUUGUGCGAGAUUUGGUUGCGAAAAAUAUUCUCAAUGUUCAACAUGUCCACAUAACUGAUCAGCUAGCAGAUCUGCUCACCAAACCUCUCUCCAGACAAUGA
Populus euphratica (Euphrates poplar) is the source of this 2964-nucleotide messenger RNA. Lineage: Eukaryota; Viridiplantae; Streptophyta; Magnoliopsida; Malpighiales; Salicaceae. The record is from RefSeq and is a predicted model, not a curated record.